Molecule: messenger RNA, 864 nt
Organism: Dioscorea cayenensis subsp. rotundata (Guinea yam)
Lineage: Eukaryota; Viridiplantae; Streptophyta; Magnoliopsida; Dioscoreales; Dioscoreaceae
Exons: 6
Coding region: 1-864 (287 amino acids)
Source: RefSeq, a predicted model, not a curated record
AUGGUGAAUGCUCAUAUUGAAGAAGUUAUCGAAUUUCGAAACAAGUUGAUGAGUGAGCAAGAUUGUAGUUCUCAAAGGAUAAGUCCAGUCUCUUCUUCAUUUGCCUACUCCAUCUCUAAUGAUCUAUCAAGUGAAGAAAAUAAUGUAAAAUCUAUUGGACAAUUAGCAGAAUCUAUAGAGGUUGCCAGUUAUUGGGUUUUUGCCACUAUUAUUGAAAUUGAAAGUGAUCAAGAUUGGUGGUACUUAUCCUGUAAACGAUGUUCAAAGAAAGUCAAUCCUGUUGGUAAGAGAUUUUACUGUGAAAAGUGUGACAAGUUUGAUUUUGCGGGAACUCCUAGGUUUAAGGUCCAAGACUCUGAUGCUCUUUCUCAACUUGACUAUGUUGAUGUUGUUGAGGUGAAGGCUUGCCAGAUUUUGAUAACCGAGUUCCCUCGGCUUGUCGCUCGGGUUGAGGCAUCGGAAGGCCGGUCACACUCACAAUCGAUUGUGCCUUCCCUCCAAAUAAAUGAAGCACCCGGGACGGACGCGCCGUCGGAAUUCGACGAUGAGGACAUCAUCAGGGUGGCCAUUCAAAGCCGGCCUCAUUCGAAGAGGCUUGCAAAAAAGAGGAAAACAAUAAUGCCUCCGUCUCCACCGCUGGCUGAUGAUGAAAUAAUAACAGCACCAUCGGCUGCUGAUGGUGUUACCAUUGAUGACAUGCCCGUCACGGUGGAGGAGAUCGCAGAUGACAUUGAGAUUGUCACGGUGGAUAAGAUUGUUGACUCUGUUGUUAACGAUAGCAUGAACCCGGUGGAACUGGUGUCUGACAGUGCGGCAUCAAAGAUGGACACAAUCCAUGAAGAACAACAACCGACCCAACGCUAG